CUCUCUCCAAACAGGAGCGCUGGCGGAGCGCGAGACGGCAGUGUCUGGACAUGCGCCGAUGUGUACAAAUAUGGCGGCCUGGUAGCGAAGGAAACUGUUGGGUUCUGUCGCUGUUCCUGAGAGUAUUUGAUCCACAGCACAGGGUGUGUAGUGACAAAUUGAGUGGCCAGCCUGCUGUCCAGCCCUCCUUCACCUGGCACUGGUACCAUCCCAGCAGGCGGAAAAGAUGGGCAGAACCCCAGUGAAAGAAUCAAGAGAUGGCAGGAAGGAGAAACCUGGAAGGAGCAGCUCCUCCUCAGAUCCUUCACCCAGCAAUGACACUGAGACUUUUAACUGGGAGGAGUAUUUGAAGGAGACUUCCUCGUCUCCUGCUCCUGCAAGCUGUUUUAGACAGGCCAGAAUCCCUCCCAGCAAUGAUUUCAAAACUGGUAUGAAGCUGGAGGCCCGUGACCCACGCAACUCCACCUCUGUGUGCAUUGCUACGGUGAUGGGGAUUACGGGUAUCCGGCUGCGCUUGCGUCUCGAUGGCAGCGACAACACCAAUGACUUCUGGCGGCUUGUUGACUCUUCUGACAUCCAGCCUGUGGGCACCUGCGAGAGGAAUGGGGACAUGUUGCAGCCGCCGCUGGGUUUCAGAAUGAAUGCAUCCUCAUGGCCAAUGUUCCUCUUAAGAACUUUGAGUGGGGCUGAGAUGGCUCCUCCCACUGCAUUUAAGAAGGAGCCUCCACGACCCCCACAGAACAGCUUCAAGCCUGGCAUGAAGUUGGAAGCAGUGGAUAAGAAGAACCCCUAUUUGAUCUGUCCUGCUACAGUCGGUGAAGUGAAGAGCGAUGAGGUCUUCGUCAUGUUUGAUGGCUGGAGGGGAGCCUUUGACUACUGGUGCAAGUAUGACUCGCGGGACAUCUUCCCUGUAGGCUGGUGCGCCAUGACGAAGCACAGCCUCCAACCCCCAGGCAACAGUUUCACGUUGCCGAAGGCUCUUUCCACUCCUGCAUCAUCGUCCUCCAAGCCUGCAAGGCGCUCCAUGCCAUCUCUGUACCGGCUGACUGGACCCCUCCCCCCUCUCCCUGUCCGGAAGGGUGUGCGAGGUCGGCGGCCUAAGAGCCAGACCAUCGCCCUACUCAAAGCAGCAGCAGAAGCGGCUGCUGCUGCAGCCGAGACUGACAUGCAACAAAGCACGGUGGCCAAGCCUGCCCCUAGCGCACUCCUCACCCCAAGACCCUAUAAGAAGAGGGGUCCAAAACCAGGCAGCAAGAGGAAGCCUCGGGAUGUUCAAGCCUCGGGGUUGGCCUCUGCAGGCCCUGAGACAAGGCUGCUUAACACACAAGGGCCCCACAGUGGGUCUAGCCACCGGCACACUAGCCCUGGAGUAACAUCAACAGUUUGCGUGUAUGUGAACAAGCAGGGGAACUGUGGACCACACCUUGACAGGAAAAGGAUGCAGCGACUACCAGAUCACUUUGGGCCAGGUCCAGUUGAUUCAGUUCUGCGGCAGGCAGUUCAGGCCUGUCUGGAUUCCACCUACCAGCCAUUAACCCUACUCAAGUUCCUCACCAGCCGUUCUGAAUCGAAAGGAGGGGAGAUCGUUGAAGUGCGGACUGAGCAGGGACCCCACUAUGUGUGUCUACCCUCUGCCAGCAGCGCCUCCUUCGUACUGCGCUACCUGGAGUCCAUGUGUCAGCACCUACAGUGUGCCAAUCUGUUCAGCAGCCAGCCAUUCAGUCCCUAUGCAGCAGCAUCCCAGCCUGGCUAUGACAGAACCAAGUCAGUAAAAGAGGAGACUGGGGAGGCCUUACUAAUCAACCGGGGGACCAAGCGAUUCCCAAGGGACUCUCCUCCUUACACAACUCCCCUGUCCCCCAAACUCCUCCGUACAGAGGCACAUCCAUCAGAAGCGGAGACGCUGCCGCAUGAGGAGAAUGGUCUACUGAAGGAACAGCGCUUCUCAGAGGAGUCAAUGGACUCUGCCUCCAACUCUAUGGCACCUGGCCCUCCGACACUGCGCAGCCCCUCAGAGUACCGCCCGAAAGCCAGCACCCCCUACUACUCAGCAAGCCCCCCACCGCUGCGCAGGCUGUCAACCACACGCCACCACAGACAAAUGGAAGCAGCCAGCUCCACCACAGGGCCUGAUGCCCAGACAGCAGACAGGGAGACCUCUGGAGUUCUGGGGAGCAGCCCUUCCACCUGGUCAAUUGAAGAGGUGAUGCAGUUUGUGCGAGAUGCAGACCCACAAACACUGGCCCCUCAUGCAGAGCUCUUCAGGAAGCAUGAGAUCGACGGCCGGGCUCUACUGCUGCUGCGCAGCGACAUGGUGAUGAAGUAUAUGGGCCUCAAGCUGGGCCCUGCGCUCAAGCUCUGCUACCACAUCGAGAGGCUCAAACAGGGCCUGCGUUGACCAAGGCAGCUGCCCUUGAUGAUCAUCUGGCACUUGUGAUGCCCUUGUUGGGUGUCUUCCCAAGCAUCUUUGCAGAGAAACUCUUAUUUAUACAACUGCAGAGAUCCCAGUACCUCAUCUUUUCAUCAAUGAGCAAAGCAGACAGUAUGGACUUAGCUGAAUUCCAAAAGAUAAUUUGAAAUGUUUACAUUGUAUAUGUACAAUACAUACAUACAUACAGACUUUAACAUUUUUACAAAAGAAACCUUUUUGUUCAUUGACUUGAGAGCUCCAAAGAUGGAGGUUUUUCUUCUCCAUGCUUACUUUAUUCCAGUGAAUAGAUGGGGCUCUUUUUAAUGAGUGUAUCCUUUUUCAUUCCUUAAUUUGUUUAUACUUUUAAAUUCAAAAACAUAAAAUGAAAGUGCAUUGCUUAUUAAUUUCAACCAGUCUUCUGGAUGGCCUUCAGAUACAAGCCAGUGUGAGAAGACUGAGUGCAAUUGACUUUGGCAGCUCUUGACACUAAAUGGAGGAACCUGGCAAAAUUGCUUGUCAUGUAAUUCUUUCCAAGUGACCUCAUGGUAUACCGUGGAUCAGAAAUGAUUAAACCACCCUAAGUAUGCUUGUCCUGAUUAGGGGCCUCUUAUCUGCUGCAAUGAAUGUGCUACAUUUCAGAAAGUAAUGUGUUUUUGACAAAAAAAAAGACCUGUUGUGUAAUUUGAGCUGUCUGGAAUGGCCUGAUUUGUGAGAAGUCUUAGGUCACAAAUUGUCACUUUUUUUCCUCCCCUCCAUUGGGGCUGCAAGAGUGGUAGAAUGGCCAAAAUGGGAAAAGGUAAGUAGAGAAACUUUUUCCUUCCUGUAUCACAUAUUAUGAACUUGUUUACCAUGAGCAUGAACCACUGAAUAUUGAUAAAUAUCCAUUUAAACACAAGGCCCUGCUGUAGUGAGCCGCCAUGGUUUUGUUUUGGGUUGGUCAGGUUUGUGGUUUUGCUCUCGGCGACAAUUUCUGAAGGGUUUUUAGCCGACUGUUUGCAGAUACAGGUCCUGCUCUGCUAGUGAACUUUCAGCUGGCAUAUGAGUGAAGUCCAAAAGUGACUUGAGAAGCAGAAGUGUUCUUGGACUUGCUAGGUAACUUCAACUUGUCUUUCAUCAUGCUUAUGCCUUUAUUUGAAGUACAUUAGGAGUCAGAUGUCUUCUGUGCUGUUUAAAGUGCCCAGCCCGUUCAUUAAUUUCACUGUUGUAUGUUGGGAUGAAACGGUGACUCUGAGUGCGUGCUCAUUAACAAAGCAAUUUUUUGUGUAUGAAAGAUAUACCGAAUAUUCCCUUAACACCCCCCCGGCUAUUUUUUGGGGGGGGGAAUCAGUCACCCGUUAUGACUAAGUUCAUCACUGUUUUAUUGUAGCCAUAUAAGUGAAGGCAAACUUGUCUGUCAAACUUUUAAACACCAUUCUUCAAAACAAACUGAAUAUGCAUACAUGGAUAUACAGUUCAAUGUCCGGGGCUAUCAUAAUUGGAACACAUUUCCUCGGAACCACUGUCUAUAUAACUGGUCCGACAAAAUGACCUUGUUUGCUGUCACUGCAUUUUCUAACACUUGCUGCCCAAUGUCAACAUCGUCCUGAGAAAACCCUUCAAACUCAGAAUCCUCUUCUUCCGACUGCAGGAAUAAAUGGUCUUCAGAGCCAUCAAGCGCAGACGUAAUGCCACACUUCGAUUUGCGUCUAAUUUCUAGUGUUAUACAUGCUCAGGAUUCCUUUAUCCAUUGUAGUAUUGGCGACUUUGCAGGCUUCACAGGAAUGAUGAGACUAUUACCAUACAUGCUGUAAUAAAGUGAUUUGGGAAUAUAUGUAACAGUACAGAACAAAAACUGAAGUUUUUAUUUUAUAAAAAACUGAUUUUUGACCUGUAUUUAACGCCCCCGCCUUCUCAAAAUGUAACACCCCUGGAGGCGUUAAUUUUGGGAAUAUUCGGUAGACUAUAAAAUUGGAAAUCUGUACCUUAAGUAUUACCACUUUGUGGUAUACAGUUCCUAUUUGCCAUCUUGGUGGAUGUUUCAUUCUAGCUUACAGCAGGAAUAGCUAUUGGGCAUUUAAAACAGUCUUUUUUUUUUUU
Messenger RNA from Scleropages formosus (Asian bonytongue), 4486 nucleotides. RefSeq names its product sex comb on midleg-like protein 2. Gene Ontology annotation, biological process: negative regulation of DNA-templated transcription. Bases 227 to 2398 code for a protein of 723 amino acids. The record is from RefSeq and is a predicted model, not a curated record. The transcript has 15 exons. Gene Ontology annotation, molecular function: histone binding; chromatin binding. NCBI's taxonomy places the organism in Eukaryota, Metazoa, Chordata, Actinopteri, Osteoglossiformes, Osteoglossidae. Gene Ontology annotation, cellular component: nucleus.